AUGACCACUGCACAUCUGGACGUUUUGAGUAAGAACCACCUGCAAGAACGGACCGCUUUGAUUCCGAUGCCUCCCACAGUCAUGUCCGACGACGACGACAUAGCGCUUAUCACCACCCGUUCCAGACGCACGAUCAUACCUUCUUCUCGCCUCGUUGAUUCAAACAACAGCGCGACUCCGGAACUCACCAGUCACAAACAUAUUCAACAAACAGUCCAGCCAGCAAAGACAUGUCCCAAGCGCAGUGCAAUGGAUGCUGACUGGAGUCUGAGUUCUUCAGAUGUCGAAGAUUUAGAUGGCAACAGCAAGCAAACGAAAGGUAAACGCCUUCGACGAUCAGGCGAGUCAUCAUUCACAGAUGACACACAUUCUAUCGUGUCAUUAGAUUCCCGCAUAGAGAAUUGA
Suillus clintonianus is the source of this 405-nucleotide messenger RNA. RefSeq lists its product as uncharacterized. The record is from RefSeq and is a predicted model, not a curated record. The coding region runs from base 1 to 405 and encodes 134 amino acids. NCBI's taxonomy places the organism in Eukaryota, Fungi, Basidiomycota, Agaricomycetes, Boletales, Suillaceae. The transcript is spliced from 3 exons.